GGGAAACUAACACGGCUAAGCUCCACACGCCCACCAUGAACACCAUCGUGCUGGUCUUGCUGUCUACCAUACUGCUAGUAUGCCUCAAGACAUAUGUGGAUCUGCGGGCUUCUCUGAAGGCCAUCAACAACCACCCUGGUUAUUGGAGCCUCAUAUCUUCAUUUGGUCUCCUCGGCUUCAUGUUUCAAGAACCAAGGCGUGGCGUAAUUGGAGGCAACCUUCGCUUUUGGCGCAAGAGGCACCUCGACUUUCAAGAAGCUGGCAUCGAUGUUAUUAGCCAUACUUCCUUCUUCCCUAAUGUGGCUUCCCGCUUAAUUAUAGCGGACACUGCUGUAAUCAAAGACAUUACCGGAAACAGAGUACGGUUUCCGAAACCGUCAUAUGAUGCACUUAGAGUCUGGGGUGCCAAUAUCAUCGCAUCGGAGGGGGAGGAGUGGAAGCGCCACAGGAAAGUUAGUGCUCCGGCAUUCUCGGAGCCCAACAACCGCCUGGUGUGGACCGAGACGGUGAAGAUUAUGAUGGACCUCUUCGAGAAUCUCUGGGGUUCCCGAGAAGAAAUCGCCGUCGACCAUGUUGUUGACUCAAUCACAUUGCCUGUCGCAUUGUUUGUCAUUAGCGUAGCAGGGUUUGGGCGGCAGGUAUCAUGGCAGUCUGAUCUCGUACCGUCGCCUGGCCACAAGCUGUCGUUCAAGGACGCCCUUCACGUCAUAUCGGUGGAUAUGUGGAUCCAGAUAUUCAGUCCAAAGUUCCUCUGGAACUCGGCUCCCUUGAAGCGUAUUGCGGAUGUAAAGCUUGGUUAUGAAGAGCUCGAGCAAUAUAUGCUCGAGAUGGUACAAGAACGCCGUACCGCCGAGAAGAAAGAGGAGUGCUAUGACCUUUUCAGCAAUCUCUUGGACGCUAGCGACUCGGAGUCUGACGGAAGCGUGCGAUUGACUGACCGAGAGCUAUUAGGAAAUAUCUUCAUCUUCCUUCUGGCUGGGCAUGAAACCACGGCACACACCUUGGCAUUCGCCUUUGGACUGCUGGCAAUGCACCAAGACUACCAAGAAAAGCUGUACCAGCACAUCAAGAGCGUGGUUCCGGAUGGGCGGUUGCCUACAUAUGAGGAGAUGAAUUCGCUGACCGAAUGCAUGGCUGUCUUCUACGAGACGCUUCGCCUUUUCCCUCCUGUCCAAUCCAUCCCGAAGGUGGCGGCUGAAGAUACGACUUUAGUUGCUGCAGAUCAUGCAGGAAACAAGGUUGUUAUACCAGUGCCUCGUGGAACAGAGCUGCAACUUAGCGUUAUCUCAGUGCACCGCAAUCCUCGCUACUGGGACGAUCCACACGCCUUCAAGCCGGAGCGAUUCCACGGCAACUGGCCUCGCGAUGCUUUCCUACCAUUCAGUUCCGGAGCCCGUGCCUGUCUCGGACGACGCUUCUUUGAGACUGAGGGCAUCGCGAUCCUCACUAUGCUGGUCCUCCGGUACAAGAUUGAGCUCAAGGACGAGCCCGAGUUCGCACACGAGACGUAUGAGGAGCGCUGGCAACGCCUUUUCAAACUCAAGCCGGUUAUCACUAUUGCACCUGCUCGGCUGCCUCUCGUUUUCAAGAAGAGAUAGAGCGUAGCAUAUGGAUGAGGCUGUCUGCUCGCAUGAAUUAUUGCUUGGACGGAUUUACGUUCAUACCCUGUGUCUUGGCAGUUUCUUAUUCGGAGUGCGGAUCUACAGUUGGCACCUUCGCUUCAUCUACUGAUUUUUGCGAUUCGCUUGCGGAGAAAUUGGCUCGCACUGGCAAUAGAAACGAAAGCUUCGUG
Molecule: messenger RNA, 1792 nt
Organism: Phanerochaete carnosa HHB-10118-sp
Lineage: Eukaryota; Fungi; Basidiomycota; Agaricomycetes; Polyporales; Phanerochaetaceae
Exons: 17
Coding region: 36-1598 (520 amino acids)
Molecular function (GO): monooxygenase activity; iron ion binding; oxidoreductase activity, acting on paired donors, with incorporation or reduction of molecular oxygen
Source: RefSeq, a predicted model, not a curated record